CCAUAUCUAUCGCCUAUAUAUUACCUGAGUACUGUGCUAAGUGGUCAUUUAGGUGUAGCCAACUGGGAAGACAAUCAAUCAAAAUUCAUAAAAAAGUUAUAAAAAGUUAGAAAAAUGGUUACAAAAGUAGCACUGUUAGUUCUUGCUGUUGCUGUCGCCCAAGUUUCCUGCGAUGGAUUAACAUGGAAGUACCAUCCAUCUCUUUCAGCAUUUAUGCUGAAAGGUAAAGACGAAAUGGGUAAAGAUUGUUCAGCUCCUGGAGAAAUAAAGUGCCAGGAUUGUGAGACAGCAAACCUUUGCAUUGCGAUUGGUGCUGAUUUCUUAGAAACAACAUUGGAAACAUGUCCGAGUGGAAUGACUUGCAAACCAGGUACAGGUUGCGUUAGAGCCUCUGAAAAUACAUUAAACUGUCCUGAUCAAACUCCUCCCGUAGACAACAGUUUUGUAUGCGAAUCUAUUGGUAUUUUCCCUGAUCUGGAAGACUGUAAGAAAUUCCAUUUCUGUAUUCCAAAUACAGAAGGUGUUAAAGCUUCCAACAGAAGCUUUUACCUACAUUCUGAAAUUGAAAAUAUGUCCAUAGAAGCAAUCAAAAGUCAGACCAGAGUUGACAAAACAAAACCACGCCAAAAAUCUAUUGAACACACCUGCGACAGAGGUUAUGGAUACGAUCCUAUGACGGCCAUGUGCAGCAUAAAAUUGGAUAAUGGCGAAUGUGCGAAUAGGGAUAAAAUCCAAUGCAAAGCUGUUGGCGAGUCUAACGCUCUCAGCCUUGGUUCGAGCUACUUCUACGUCUGCCAUAGAGUUGCUGGAGGAUAUGCAAAUCCUCAAGGCCAACUUGUUCCUAGGCUAUAUAGGUGCCCCCAUGGUGAAUUUUUCUUCAAAGGUUCCUGCAUCGAACAAGAUGAUGAAGAUGAAGAUAAUCUUGUGAGUUUGUUGAGAGAAUAACAUAAUUAUAUACUAACCAAAGUAAGAUAGUUUAAUGUAUUUUACUAACCAAAUAAAUUAUUAUCAAUUGA
Ctenocephalides felis (cat flea) is the source of this 1016-nucleotide messenger RNA. RefSeq lists its product as uncharacterized. Lineage: Eukaryota; Metazoa; Arthropoda; Insecta; Siphonaptera; Pulicidae. The record is from RefSeq and is a predicted model, not a curated record.